Messenger RNA from Monoraphidium neglectum, 1164 nucleotides. RefSeq lists its product as hypothetical. The record is from RefSeq and is a predicted model, not a curated record. The coding region runs from base 1 to 1164 and encodes 387 amino acids. The transcript is spliced from 3 exons. NCBI's taxonomy places the organism in Eukaryota, Viridiplantae, Chlorophyta, Chlorophyceae, Sphaeropleales, Selenastraceae.
AUGGUCGGUCCGGGUGUCCACAUCACGAACCCCGUGAUGGGCAACCGAACGGGCUUGCAGCUGCCCCUGGCCGUGUUGCUGUUGCUGGCUGCCAUGCUCAGGUCGUCCGCAACCUUGCAGCAGCUCUGCGGCGAGCUGCUGCUGUCCACCAACGCAACCACCGACAGCCAGGACCCAACGACCCUGCGCGUCGGCUGCGGCCUGACGACCACAGCUCAGCUCAACGUCGGCCUGGCUGCCCUCGAGUCCAAGAUCGACGCCGCGAUCAGCGGGGCCCCCGGCGGCCCCCAGGCAAACGCGACCGCGACGGGCGCCGCCGUCACGCAGUUGCGGGACGGCCUGCUGGCUCUCCAGGGGCAGCUUGCCACGACUGCUGCUGGCACGGCCUCUCUCAACGCGACUGCGGCGCAGCAGGCGGCCCUCGUCUCCUCAGAAGCCGCGCUCCUCGAGGGAGCCGUGCAGCAGCAGUCUGCCAACAUCACUGCGGAGCUUGCGGCCCUCACAAACUCCCUGCAGCUGCUGGGAACGAACACCACUGCGGCCCUCGCCGCGCUCAGGGCCAGCCUGCCGGCCAUCAAUGUGAGCGAGUUUGUCCGUGUCGGCGCGACGAUCGACGCGGCGUCCCUGGGCGGCGUUCCUGCGGACGCUUUCCUGCGCAUGCCCGUGCAGAUUGUGAUGUACUCGGUAAACGGCGACGCAACGGUGGGUGGCAACUUUGGCGGCCGCGCCGGCGCCGACAGCCGAUGCCAGCUGGCCACCGCCCGCCGACCUCCCGGCUACUUGCGCGUGCGCGCCUUCCUGAGCAUAGGCGCCGACGACGCCAUCAACAACAUGCCGACCAAUUACGGCGUACCCACUAACGUGCCGAUCGUGGGGCCUGGCGCCAGCCCGGCAACUAUCGCCUCCGACUGGGCGGACCUCCUGAAAGGCCCCCUCGACAACUUCACUCUCAUCGCCGCGGGCGUGAUGCCGGCAGGGACCGGCUUGUAUUGGUCAGGUUCCGACAUGUUUGGCGGCGUGGCGCUCACGUGCAACGGCUGGACCGACAAGACAAACAGCUUCGUUGGCAGCGCAGGGCAGGCGUAUUCGACCAGCACCAACUGGCUCGGUCGCAAUUCUGCCUCCUGCUCCUUUCCUUUCAGUUUUGCCUGCUUGGCCUUCUGA